AAAUAGAAAAAAAAAACCUGAAAAAGGAGCAUCAAAGAAUUAAGGAGCCGCAGAUCGGAUCGCCUUCGUCCGCCGACUGGAAACAACAUCGCUUUCUUGAAUUCUUCUUCUUGAUGCAGAGAUUUGCUCGCUCUGUUGCCGGAUCCACCAUGAUUCCUUGUUUUUAAUUAAAUAGACAGCGAAAGCGAGAAGAGGAAUCUGGUAAGAGAGAGCGAGAACAGAGUUCGGAUUAGUAUUCCGCGGGAAAGGAGGAGCGAGAGGAAGAGGUCAAGAAUUGGGAUCGGAUUCUUUUUCUUCAAGAAGCCCUUUCUUGGGUUGUAACGUCACCAAAAGACACCACUAAUUUAUAGGAGGGGAAGGGAGAAGGAUAAGGUAAGUGGGGGUUGUUGAGGCGGCUGGUCUUUAGUGCGAUAGGCUGGGGUUUUUGGGAGGUCAAGUGGCGACCUUCCUUUGUUUGCCCCCAUUUUCGAGUAGUACCAGCCGGUGUUGCAGGAGAGGAGGCGACGAGAUGGGGAGUCACGCCAAGCUCUCAAGGAGGGCGCUGGAGACUGAUACCCCUGUCAUGGUUCAUAUUCAAGAAUUGAUCCGGAAAGCUAAAGAUCCCAUAUCUCUAGCACAGGGAGUAGUUUAUUGGCAACCACCUGCACAGUCUCUAGACAAGGUAAAAGAAAUCGUAUGGGAACCUUCUAUUAGUCAUUAUGGUGCUGAUGAAGGACUUCCUGAACUAAGGCAUGCAUUGACUGAGAAGUUGCGCCGGGAGAAUAACUUACACAAGUCUUCUGUUAUGGUCACAGCUGGUGCAAAUCAGGCAUUCGUAAAUAUUGUGCUUACCCUAUGUGAUCCUGGGGACUCAGUUGUUAUGUUUGCACCAUAUUACUUCAACGCAUACAUGUCCUUCCAGAUGACAGGCAUCACUGACAUACUUGUUGGUCCUUCCAAUCCCAAGACUCUUCAACCAGAAGUAGACUGGUUAGAAAAGACUCUAUCAGGGGAGGGCAACCAACCUAUACCCAAGCUUGUUACCAUUGUAAAUCCAGGAAAUCCAACUGGGGCUUAUAUUCCAGAGCCCAUCUUGAAGAGAAUUUCAGAUCUUUGUAGCAACGCUGGUGUGUGGCUUGUUGUAGAUAAUACCUAUGAGUAUUUUAUGUAUGAUGGGUUGAAGCAUUCAUGUAUAGAGGGUAACCACAUAGUUAACCUCUUCUCCUUUUCCAAGGCCUAUGGAAUGAUGGGAUGGCGUGUAGGAUAUAUUGCAUACCCAACCGAAGUGGAGGGUUUUGGAGCACAACUCCUCAAAAUCCAGGACAAUAUACCCAUCUGCGCUUCGAUCAUAGGUCAGCGUUUGGCUCUGUAUUCCUUGGAAGUUGGGCCUGAAUGGAUUAGAGAACGGGUGGAGAAGCUUGUGAAGAACAGGGAGUUGCUUGUGAAGGCUUUGGCUCCACUAGGGAAAGAUGCUGUUAAGGGUGGAGAGGGGGCCCUCUACCUCUGGGCGAAGCUACCGGAUAAAUUUUCUAACGAUUACGAGGUUGUCAGAUGGCUGGUAAACAGGCAUGGCGUGGUGGUGAUUCCUGGAAGCGCCAGUGGUGGGCCUGGGUACAUCCGUAUAUCUUUUGGGGGGUUGAAGGAGGCUGCCUGUGAGGUUGCUGCCGAGAGACUGAGAAGAGGAUUGGAAGAGCUGGUGAGAGAUGGGAUGGUGCAGUAACAGCGGCUGCAACUUGGAACCUUGGAUGCAUUUCAAACAUAGAUU
Phoenix dactylifera (date palm) is the source of this 1744-nucleotide messenger RNA. RefSeq names its product aromatic aminotransferase ISS1-like. Gene Ontology annotation, biological process: amino acid metabolic process; biosynthetic process. NCBI's taxonomy places the organism in Eukaryota, Viridiplantae, Streptophyta, Magnoliopsida, Arecales, Arecaceae. Gene Ontology annotation, molecular function: transaminase activity; pyridoxal phosphate binding. The record is from RefSeq and is a predicted model, not a curated record.